Thunnus maccoyii (southern bluefin tuna) is the source of this 2429-nucleotide messenger RNA. Its product is annotated as protein regulator of cytokinesis 1-like. Gene Ontology annotation, biological process: microtubule cytoskeleton organization; mitotic spindle midzone assembly. The record is from RefSeq and is a predicted model, not a curated record. Gene Ontology annotation, cellular component: spindle; cytoplasm; mitotic spindle midzone. NCBI's taxonomy places the organism in Eukaryota, Metazoa, Chordata, Actinopteri, Scombriformes, Scombridae. The transcript is spliced from 14 exons. Gene Ontology annotation, molecular function: microtubule binding. Bases 156 to 1970 code for a protein of 604 amino acids.
GUGCAAAUUUCAAACCUGGUGAAGUCGACAACGAACGGGCAGCUGAUAACUGUAGACUCUCCAGUAUUAAUAGUGCUUUUUUUAUGUCUAAAGUCAGCUUUCACGUUAAGAAAUAUUGUUUUUAAAUACACAUUUUAGUGAUCUACGGUGGCAACAUGAGAGCGAGUGAAGUCCAUGCAGCAGAGUCUGUUGCCUACCUCAACAGAGCACUGGUCAGGUUGCAGGAUAUUUGGGAGGAAAUAGGGAUACCAGAGGAGCAGCGUGUGCAGAGAACCAAUGACGUUCACAAACACAUCAAAGGUUUGCUGGAUCUAAUGAUUGCUGAGGAGGAGGAGCUCAAAAAGAGAUUAAUGAAAAACAUAGAAUCCUGUCGGGAGGAACUUAAUAAAUUGUGCAGUGAACUUCAGCUGCCCCCCUUUGAGGAGGAAGAAGGCUGUACCAUGUUGCAGUUGGAGAAGAACAGCCGCACCCGUCUUCAGGUGAUGAGGGAGCACAAGAAGCAAAGAAUGGAAGAGCUUAAGGGCCUCACUGCCAAAGACAAUGAGCUGUGUGAUAUUUUGUGCACCACCCCUUUUUGCAUUGACCAUGAGUCCAUCCCAUCACUGAAGGAACUAGAGACAUAUCGUGCCUACCUGGAUGAUCUGACCAAAGAGAAGGAGCGCCGUCAUGAUGAAUUUGUGAGCAUGAAGAAGGAAAUCAUCUCAUGCAUGGAUGAGCUGGAGCGGCACGCAGAGACCAGUUUUGAAACAGAUGUGAUGUGUGAGGAUGAGGAGGAGUUUUGUCUGUCAAAUGACAACAUUGCUGCACUUAAACUACUCCUCAGUCAGUUGCAAGAACGCAAGGCUGAGAAUGAGCUCCUUUGCUCAGCACUCCGCACUAAGAUCCAGGAGCUGUGGGAAAGACUUCAAAUUCCCCAAGAGGAGAGGGAAGCACUCUCUGAGCAUAUGGAAAAGUCAAAGAAGAAAAACAUUGCAGCACUCCAGGCUGAAGUCGAGCGUUUAGAGGUGCUGAAAAUGCAGAGCAUGAAGAGUUUCAUUGAGGCCAUCAGAGCUGAGAUUGCCCUUUUAUGGGAGAGAUGCUUCUACAGCCAGGAACAAAAGCAAGCUUUUGUGCCAUACAAUGAUGACGAUUUCACCGAAGAGCUUCUCGACCGGCACGAGGCCGAGGUCAAGACUCUGAAGAAGUAUUUCGAGGACCACAAAGAGCUGUUUCAGGGAGUCACAAAAUGGCAGGAGAACUGGACCUUGUACUUGGAGCUUGACAGAAAAGCUAAUGACCCUAUGAGGUUCAACAACAGAGGUGGGAACCUUCUGAAAGAAGAGAAGCAGAGAUGUGACCUACAGAAAAGUUUGCCUAAGCUGGAAAAGAGUCUGAAGGCUGAAAUUGAUGAAUGGGAGCAGGAGCACGGCAAGGAGUUCCUGGUGAAUGGGCAGAAAUUUCUGGAGUAUGUGAAGGAGCAGUGGGAUCACCACCACACUGAAAAGGAGAAGGAGAAACUGGAGAGGCAACUGAAGAAAAGCAAACAGACUCAGGAGGACAUGUUGUAUGGAACCGCAGUGAGGACACCGUCCAAAAGGCGGAUAGCCGGGACUCCCACAACUGGCAAAGUCAGAAGGCUCAAUGGCACCUCGACCUUCUCCACUCCUACCAGCUUCCUUAGCUCAGGCAUCGGUGGAACCAUGUGCCAGACCUCGAUGGCGAAACCUCCUCUGUCUGCCAGCAAGAGUCUUGGCCUGCGAACCCCUGGACAUGGAAAAACUCCCCGUGCACUUGAUCGGAACAAGGAAAACAUCUCCCAUCUUAAUAGAAAUACUCCGAGUGGCACACUAAGGUCUCAGGAUACUCAAGAUCACACCUUCACCUUUAACUCUAUUGCUGGUUCCUAUUCGGAAUUUGCGAGAGAGCUCUCGAAGGCGUCUAAAUCCAAUGGGAAGUCGGGACUGCUGAACUCCACCGUCACUCAACACUGAUGGAUCAAAAGGAGCAGCUUCAGUGCCAGGAGUCGCCCAGCUCGGUGGUAGUUUGGUGUUAGUUAAAGUGGACAAGAGGGAACUUGAACUUCUUUAUAAAAAAUGUAAAUAUUUUACACCAUGUGAACAUUUUGAGACUCAAGUGAUCCUGUUUUCAUUAGAGUUUAUUUCAAUGUCAACUGCUGGGGCAAUUUUCUCUUCUGUAUAUAUUUUUGUGGUAAGUUAAUGAUGUUUGUGGCUUUAGGCGGUUGUGGCUUUUUAUUUGACAUUUUUCUUAUGGGGAUACAGCCUUUUUAAGUGAAACUUAUCUAUAAUUCACUACUUGAGAGUUAGUACUGUAGCAGUUAGCCCAUGAAUCGAUUGAUCCAGCUGGAAUGACAGCUAAAUUUGCUCUUCAAAAACUUCUGCUGCUCCUGCUUUUUUAAAAGUCAACCUGUAAAUAAACUUUUUAAAAGAACA